Molecule: messenger RNA, 1514 nt
Organism: Maniola jurtina (meadow brown)
Lineage: Eukaryota; Metazoa; Arthropoda; Insecta; Lepidoptera; Nymphalidae
Product: NAD-dependent protein deacylase-like
Exons: 4
Coding region: 122-997 (291 amino acids)
Molecular function (GO): protein-succinyllysine desuccinylase activity; protein-malonyllysine demalonylase activity; NAD+ binding
Source: RefSeq, a predicted model, not a curated record
AGCUGAUUUUGAACUGAAGAUUUUGAAUCUCUUGAAUUUUUAUUUAUUGUUUUUGUUUUUGAUUGCAUUUUUAUUUUUUCUGAGAAUAAUACGAGCAUAAUUAGCCGUUAUUUAGCAUAUUAUGUUUCUUAGCUCAAUAAGAUUAUUUAAUAGAAUAGUUUCAGAAAGUAUUCGAUUAAAUAUGACUUUGCGGCAAUCCAGUGAUAUGGCAAAGUUCCGAGAUCAUUUAGAUGUUGCAAAAGAGGUGGUUAUUCUAUCCGGGGCCGGAAUAAGUGCUGAAUCAGGAAUUCCAACGUUUAGGGGUGCUGGUGGAUAUUGGAGAAAGUAUCAAGCUUCAUCGUUAGCGACGCCAGAGGCAUUCCAUACUAGUCCAAGUUUAGUUUGGGAGUUUUAUCACUACAGGCGAGAAGUUGCAGCGAAGGCCCAGCCUAAUGCGGGUCACCUUGCUAUAGCUGAUUAUGAAAAAAGAAAUGAAGGUAAAAAGAAAAUAACAAUAAUAACACAAAAUGUAGAUGGACUGCACAAAAGAGCCGGCACAAUCAACUUAAUUGAACUUCACGGGAACUUAUAUAAAACCCGCUGCACCAAGUGUAAAGAGGUUUUAGUUAAUACCGACUCACCUAUUUGUGAGGCCCUGGCUAAUCGUGGAGCACCAGAUGCUAAUGUAGUGGGGUCAGACAUCCCAAUUAAAUCGCUACCCCACUGCAAAAUACCUAAUUGUGGUGGGCUACUUAGACCCCAUAUUGUUUGGUUUGGUGAAGGGUUAGAUCCUAAUGUGCUGGAGCAAGCAGAAGAAGCUAUGUCCAGCUGUGAUGUGUGCCUUGUAGUGGGCACAUCAUCAGUAGUAUACCCUGCAGCCAUGUUUGCCCCUCAAGCGGCACAAAGGGGGGCAAUUGAUGCUGAAUUCAACAUUGAACCUACGCCUGCUACACCAGACUUCCAUUUUUAUUUUGAAGGUCCCUGUGGCACAACACUGCCUACUGCCUUAUCCAAUUAAAUCCCAAGUAAGGCCAUAAGCAUCUAUUUUUCAUACAAGAUUUAAAACUGCAAAAAAUCCUGACCUGAUUUUGCCCAAAACAGCUUUUGGCCCAGCUUGUGUUGUUUAAAUGAGGUGGCACAUGCACUUGUUUCUGCAUAUUCUGUCUGAAAAUCCCUAAGCCCUAGUUCGCACGAGCGUUAAAAAAGCGUUGCGUUAAAACCCAGCGUUGCGCUGACAAUGCAAAAUUAAAAAAGCGUUGACGUGUGAACAUAUACUUGCGAAUGCAUUAAUUGUUCUAUUUUGAACACUUUUUAACGGACGCUAAAAAAGCUCUCGUGCGAAUGAGGCCUAAAAAUAUAUUUAUGCACGGAAAAAACGCGCAUACUGUUAUAAAAUAAGAAGGAAUUAGAUGUAUGAUUGUACUGUAUAUAGGGGUUGGUAGCUUAUAAGAAAAACCAUAGAUAUCUAGAAAUGUUUAUUGUAAUCAUAACUAUUAUUUUAUUUAAUAUGUACAAAUAAAUUAUUUUAAAUUGUU